AUGCAUGGUGUGAAAAGGCGAGAACUCAGCCAAGAGCUUCUCCGAAAGAAAAGGGCUCGUGAUGCUGAUAAAAUCGCAACUUACAGAGCAUUAACAGCCCAAGUGCUGCAAUCGAAAAGGACCGAAUUAUAUACGCCGCAAGAAUUAAGGUCAACUACAAAACUGUUGGAGCUUAAUCCGGAGUUCAAUGCAGUGUGGAAUUUCCGCCGAGAUAUCAUAACAGCACUUAAAUCUCAGCUUGACAUGGAAUUUUGGGAUCAUGAAAUAAAGUUUACAACAGCGCAGCUCAAAGCGUAUCCCAAGGUUUACUGGAUUUGGAACCAUCGGUUUUGGUGUCUGAAGGAGUACCCAGGAUCGCCUAUGGAAAAGUGGCAGAUGGAGCUGGCUCUUGUGAACAAAUUACUGGCAAUGGAUCCUAGGAACUUCCACAGUUGGCAUUACAGACGGAUUGUGGUUGAGCAGCUGGAGAACUUAACGGGGGUGAGCUUAAAUCAGCAAGAACUAGACUACACUACCGAGAAGAUCAACGCAAAUAUUUCAAACUUCUCGGCCUGGCAUCAACGUGCAAGCCUGUUGCCACGUAUGUUUUUGACGGGCCAAAUAGCGGACAAGAAGGCUUUCAUUAAUCAUGAGCUGCAAUAUAUUACCAACGCCAUUUUCACAGACGCGGAGGAUCAGUCAGUAUGGUACUACGUUAAGUGGUUUGUGAAGAGUGACUGUGUCUUAGAGAACACGACUCAAGAAGAAUAUAAGAAUAUGUUGCGGCAGUUGAGAGAAAGCAUUAUAGUGAUAAAUGAAGAUGAGAAAGAAUUUUCCGGUAAAGAGAAUAUAUGGUGCUUGAAGCUGCUAAUAUUUUUGGGAACUAUUUUGGAGCAGGAAUUCGAAGUCGAAGCGUUUUCAGAAAAAUCCGGUUUAUUGAAGAAGUUGAUUGAAUUUGAUCCAUUGAGGCGUAGCCGUUACUUACACCUGGAAAAAGAGAAAUAA
Molecule: messenger RNA, 984 nt
Organism: Lachancea dasiensis
Lineage: Eukaryota; Fungi; Ascomycota; Saccharomycetes; Saccharomycetales; Saccharomycetaceae
Source: the annotation of a GenBank genome assembly